Messenger RNA from Penicillium chermesinum, 360 nucleotides. RefSeq lists its product as uncharacterized. Lineage: Eukaryota; Fungi; Ascomycota; Eurotiomycetes; Eurotiales; Aspergillaceae. The transcript is spliced from 2 exons. Bases 1 to 360 code for a protein of 119 amino acids. The record is from RefSeq and is a predicted model, not a curated record.
AUGCUCUUUUCCACCCUCAUCGCCUCCGCCAUCGCCUUCGGCAUGGUCUCCGCUGCCCCCACACCCGCGACGCCUGCCAACACCCGUUAUGCCCAGCUGCGUCUAUUCGGUGCCCCGGGCUGCUUGGAGCAGAACCAAGGCGAACUGGGUGUUUACGGUGAUUAUGUCAAUACCUGCAACCCGUUCGACUACGACUUCACCGUGAAGUCCGUCAGCUUCGAAUAUGCUAUCAACAACUGCACCGUGCAAGUAUUCAGCGAUUCCUCCUGCCAGACCGGCGCCAUUGAUAUCGCCCUCGAUAGCUGCUCAGCUGGCGACAAUGUGUACGGCAGCUACGAGGUGCACUGUGCUCACCUCUGA